This is a messenger RNA of Lasiodiplodia theobromae, 2163 nucleotides long. Its product is annotated as Mini-chromosome maintenance DNA-dependent ATPAse. The record is from RefSeq and is a predicted model, not a curated record. Gene Ontology annotation, biological process: DNA replication initiation; double-strand break repair via break-induced replication; DNA replication. Gene Ontology annotation, molecular function: 3'-5' DNA helicase activity; ATP binding; single-stranded DNA binding. Lineage: Eukaryota; Fungi; Ascomycota; Dothideomycetes; Botryosphaeriales; Botryosphaeriaceae. The coding region runs from base 1 to 2163 and encodes 720 amino acids. The transcript is spliced from 3 exons. Gene Ontology annotation, cellular component: MCM complex; nucleus.
AUGGAUCGCCAGAGCACGUACACACUCAGCCUCGGCCUGCCUGGCACCGAUCGCGAUGAGUCUGAGAAGACCAAUUCUCAAAUUCAGCAGCUGCUGGUCAAUUUCGUCCUUGAUUUCCACAUCGACAACGUCUUCAUCUACAGAGAUCAAAUUCGCGAGAAUGCACUGAUCAAGCAGUACUACUGCGACAUUGACAUCGCCCACCUCAUCUCCUACAACGAAGAGCUGGCCCACAAGCUCACCACUGCUCCCGCCGACCUCAUUCCUCUCUUCGAGACCGCCCUCAAGACUUGUACCCAGCGUAUCGUCUAUCCUUCGCAGAAGAAUAUCAAUCUUCCCCAGCACCAGCUCCUCCUACAUUCCUCCGCGUCCCGAAUUUCCAUCCGCGAUCUCAACGCCACCAAUGUCUCCCACCUUGUGAGGAUACCAGGCAUUGUCAUCGGCGCCUCCACCCUGACCUCGAAAGCGACCACGCUUCACAUACAAUGCCGCAACUGCCAACAUUCACAGACCCUGCCAGUAACGAGUGGCUUCGCCGGCGUUUCGCUACCGCGCACCUGCGGCAGAGAAAGGACCGAGGGUGACACAGCUGACAAGUGCCCGCUGGAUCCCUACUUCGUCGUCCACGAGAAGUGCGCCUUCAUCGACCAACAAGUCCUGAAGCUUCAGGAAGCUCCGGACCAGGUCCCGGUUGGAGAACUGCCUCGCCACAUCUUGGUCUCGGCCGAUCGGUACCUGUGCAACAGAGUCGUGCCUGGUUCGCAAUGCACCGUCAUGGGCGUGUUCUCAAUCUACCAGAACAAAGGCGGCAAGGGUAACACUGCCGUUGCUAUCCGCAACCCCUACCUCCGGGCCGUCGGCAUCCAAUCCGACGUCGAUCACACCAUGAAAGGCAACGCUACCUUUACGGAAGAGGAAGAGCAGGAAUUCCUGGAGAUGAGCAGGAGGCCCGACCUCUACCAGGUUCUCGCAGACUGCAUUGCGCCCUCGAUUUACGGUAAUGCGGAUAUCAAAAAGGCAAUUGCAUGUCUCCUCUUUGGUGGCUCGAAGAAGAUUCUGCCCGACGGCAUGAAGCUGAGAGGCGAUAUCAACGUUCUUCUUCUCGGUGACCCAGGUACUGCCAAAUCACAACUGUUGAAGUUCGUCCAGAAGGUCGCGCCGAUUGCGAUUUACACCUCUGGCAAGGGUUCUUCUGCGGCCGGUUUGACGGCCUCGGUCCAGCGUGAUCACAAUACACGCGAGUUCUACCUGGAGGGCGGUGCAAUGGUUCUGGCGGACGGUGGUGUCGUUUGUAUUGAUGAGUUUGACAAGAUGCGCGACGAGGAUCGUGUGGCAAUUCACGAGGCCAUGGAGCAGCAGACGAUUUCCAUUGCCAAAGCAGGCAUCACUACUAUCCUGAAUGCUAGGACCUCGGUCCUUGCAGCUGCAAACCCUAUCUUCGGACGGUACGAUGACCUGAAGACCCCGGGCGAAAACAUCGACUUUCAGACGACUAUCCUGUCACGUUUCGACAUGAUUUUCAUCGUCCGCGAUGAGCAUGAGCGUGGCCGCGAUGAGACAAUAGCCAAGCACGUCAUGGGAAUCCACAUGGGUGGCCGUAGCGUCGAGGAGCAGGUGCAAGUUGAGAUCCCAGACGAUAAAAUGAAGCGGUACAUCAGCUAUUGCAAGCAAAAAUGCGCACCUCGCCUCUCUGCUGAGGCAGCCGAAAAGCUCUCUUCGCACUUCGUCAGCAUUCGCCGUCAAGUUCAUGCUGCUGAAAUGACUGCCAAUGCUCGGUCAUCCAUUCCCAUCACCGUGCGUCAGCUCGAGGCUAUUGUUCGUAUAACAGAGUCUUUGGCGAAGAUGACGCUGUCGCCGAUCGCCACCGAGGCGCACGUUGACGAGGCGAUCCGUCUCUUCCUGGCUAGCACCAUGGACGCCGUGACUCAGGGCGAGGGUCAAGGCAGCCGGGAACUCAUGGAAGAGGUUAACAAGGUUGAGGAGGAGCUCAGGAGACGUCUGCCCAUUGGCUGGACCACCAGUCUAGCGACGCUCAAGCGAGAAUUUGUGGACGCAAAGGGUUACAGCGAACAGGCGCUCAACAGAGCACUGAUUGUCAUGCAACGGAGGGAAACAGUGCAGAUCCGACACGGUGGAGCCCAGGUGCAUCGGAGUGGUGUCUGA